AGACCGCUUACGCCGUUCGGAACAGUCGUCUUCGUCGCCGGUGUCGGAGGUUUAGUUUGGAAUCGAUCAAAAUCGAUUUAGUUUUUGGUUUGGUGUUGGUUCGCGCUGUCCCCAACGAAAAUCUCCAAGUACAUUUGAAACGAUAAAAGAAUUUUUGGUCCGUGUCUGUUCCAGCACGUGUACCCACUGGAUCGAACUGGGCGCAAAUAAAUCAAUAGAAAAUUGAAUAAUAAAUCCUGUACUAAUAAACGAAAGUGAAGUGGUUUUUGUUGUUUUGUUUUCGUGCGCUUCAACACCCCGAAGCAGGGUAAAUCAAUCAGAAGAAGAAAAAACGAAAAAAAAAUCGCCAAACAGGAUUAGCUGAUUAUCUUGCAAUCAUCACCGAUCAAAGUAGCCUCGGGUGGUGGAGGUGGACGGUGUGAAACAACACCAGUUCGUGUCGUGACAUUUGAAACCCUCACGGAAGUUUGAUUGGACCGAUCAAUAAUCGCUCAUCUGUGCCCCGCCCGGCUGACUGACUUGACUUGCUGGUUGGUUGGUUGGCUGGCUAGCUGUAAUUCAACCGAUAAAAAACAUGGGACAAGCCAACGGUGAUCAAAUCAUCGCCGACAGUGACUGGCAGCAGACGCCAGCGAUAGCCGGCGAUUCCGGGCCUUCCUUUACGGACACCCGUUCCAACGGUGGCAACAAGAACGGCGGUCCAAAGCGUAACCCCUGUUCCAUCACCGGAUGGUACAAGUCGACUAGCAGAAAAGAUAGGAAAAACCGCUGUGCCGAAACUAGUCGGUCGGGUUCGUCGUCAUUUUUGGCCGGAACCGUUGCAGCAACUGAUCAGGUCCUCCUCAAAUUAGUCCAGCGUCUGGCGUCGCUCCGAAGCGGCGGAAGUAACACCAAUAAUUGUAAAAAGAACAGCAAAACUACCAAAAAGCAGACUCGAAGUGAUAGCAAUUCCUCGGCCACCACCACCACCACCAACAGCAGCAACAGUAACAGCAUUGGUGGUGAAAACAAAUGUGCCAUUUCAUCAUCGCUACCACCACCAACCCGCCAGGACUCGGGUAGUGAAGUACCCAGCAAAAAGCUCCGCUGCCAUCGGGACACCGCUUGCCAUAGUGGCAAUUAUCAUGCCCAGUUCGCUGCUCGGCUGGUGGAAGACGAAUACGACAACGACGACGACGAACAGGCCAAGUCCAGUGGAAACGAAAUUAAGUGCAUAAGCUUUACCGAUCUGAUUUCAGACGACCAUCACCAACGCCCCACAUCGUCUCCGAUUCCAUUGGACCACCCGGGAAGUGAUUGCGAUUUAGUACCACCGGUCGCCGACGUUGGUCCGGGUUGUGAUGAUGAAGCCGAUGACGACGACGACGACGAAGAGAAUUUAAUUAGGCCUACUGGGAUUAAUAGUGGUGGUGUGGUUCGUCGGUACGCUGAAAGUAGCAGCCACCUACGAGUCGCUGCUGCUGCUAGGAUGGGAUCCAAUGUGUCCCGGCAUCACGAGAAAGGAUUGACGGGCCGGCGGGCACAAUCAACUGAUAACCUCAAAUCGGAUCAGACCCCCCAAUCGUACCAGUACCACUACAUCAACAACAACAACACCAGCAACAACAACAACCUAAUCGGUGGAAUAAAAUCCAACGUACCACCGGAUCUGACGACUCCGGGAGAUGACUUUACCGGUCUGGUCAACAAUUUGGAUGAUGGCAGCAGCACUAUGCUUGUGUGUCACCCGAAUGGAGGCGGCGGCGGCGGUGGCGUCGGUGGUUGUCCCAACGGACAUCCCUCGGUGGCGGCUACCUUAAAUGGCGGAAUUGCUCCACAUGAUCGGAACAAGUUUUGCGGCAGUUUGCCGAACCAUCUGGAUGCGGAUGAUGCCUGUGAGGCAAUCUUUAAGCAGAAUGAGUUCCUCCAAACGCACCUGAAGAACGUCCUGGCCUCUCAUCAGCAACAGCAACCGGAAUAUGUGACCAUGUCCAGUUUGGCCGGUACGGACCAAGCGGUAGAUGCGGCCGCCAUUGUUAACCGAAAUCAACAACAACAACAACAACAAAUGCAGCAGCUUCCACCAACAUAUCAGCAAAGUUCACCUUUCUACUCCAGUUCCAGUGGGAAAGGGUCGACCAUUUCGUCUACGGCACUCGGAAGCAGUACGUUUCGCGGCUGCGGCGCUGGAGAACGAAGCUCGGAGCUGGGUGUCGGUCAGCUGAUGCUGCCUCUACUGCGGACGGCUACCAACAACAACAGCAGCAACAGCACAAGCAGCAGCACGACGACAACGACGACGACGGCCGACGCCGGUUGUGACCAGGGAUACGGAAGCGAACGCUCCCCAGAGGAUGAACUUCCACCGCCACUGCUUCUGAUGCACGAAGCUCAGUACAAUGAGAUACUGGCUUCCUCCCAACAGCAGCCGGUCAGUGCCAUCGAACCGAACGAUUUGCAGCGCUACUGGAACUACGAAAAGGCUGCCGCCAGUCUGAUUGCCAGUUCCGAGUACAGCUUCAUCACCAAAGAAUCCGUAUUCCUCGUUCAGGUACCGAAAGGAACGCGCGGUCUCGGUCUGUCCGUGUCCGGUGGAUCCGAUUCGACCGCACCCUUUCCGGGCCUAAUACGCAUCAAAAGACUGUUCCCCCACCAGGCAGCGUGGGCCACCGGAAUGCUACAACCGGGUGAUAUUCUGCUCGAGUCCAACGGGAUUCCAUUGUCCGGGCUGACCAACUACGAAGCCUUGGAAGUCCUACGGACCGCACCCAACUACGUGACCCUUACCGUGUGCCGACCGCAGGACGAACAGUAUCGGAAACUAUCGCCACCGAGUGAACCACCGAAGCCGCCCCUACGGAAUGCGGCUGUCGUCCCGCUAGCGUCCUGCGGUGAGCUCCAAUCGCACCAGUUGAUGCAGUUGCAGGUAGAGCAUCAGCAACAGCAGCAGCAGCAACAGCAAAUGAUGAUGAUGCCUCAUUACUAUCAGCAACAGCAGUACUAUAUUUAUCGACCACAAACGUUGGAUUUUGCCCCGUACGGUGCUGGUGCGACGAUGGAACCCGGAAAUUUUACUGGGGAAUUCGAAAUCAUUCUCACCAAGCAACAGGGUUCGCUGGGUUUCACCCUGCGCAAAGAGGACGAAUCCAUCCUCGGUCACUGCGUGCGAGCGUUGGUCCGCGAUCCAGCCCUGAACGAUGGCCGUAUCCGACCGGGCGAUAAAAUCGUAGCCGUCAACAACGUCCCCAUCUCUCAAAUGACCCACGAAGAAGCUGUGAUAUUUUUGCGGCAAGCAGCCGACGUAGUCAAACUGCGCCUGUUCCGAGACGAAACACUAACCCCCCUAUCCGCACAGUCCCCCACGAUGGAAUGUCCCCAGGGUAUCUGCUCGUCGGCAUCCACAUCCACCGUAGGGCACGGUUCCGGUCGACCCAAACCGAAUCUACGUCCGGAGGCGCUAAAUCUACUAACGGAUAUAGCCCAUCGGAAGCAAACGGCCACAAAUUCCGGCGAUUGUUCGACCAGUUCAUCGGUGAAAUCCAGCAACGCUUCACCGCGCCGUCUACGUCGGGGUCUACCCCAGUCGCAGCAAUCGAAACGAUCCUACGACAAUCAUGGCUAUCAACAUUCCGGCGGUGAAACGACCUCCAACUAUUCCGACUCGGAAACGUCCACCAUUAGAAGUCAGGCUAGUUCCUACGUGCAUCAUCAGGCCCAGAUGGUACCCGUGGGGGUCUUCCACAGCACGUCCUGUAGAUCUUGCGGAGGGACGGCGGUAAGCACAGCGCCACCGCAGAAUCUAGACGAACUGUACUACUGUGAUGACGAGAUUGAUGCGGAAAGUUUGUACGAGCAUGAGGGUGGCGAAGGGCAAAAAAGGCCCAACUUCUUGGACCUAGCUGGAGAGAGUGGGAGUACGCCGAUGUCAUCGCGAAAACCGAGGUUCCAAUUUUCAGUGGCCACCACUAACGCGUACGAGUUGAACAACCUGGACAACGACGCCCUGGAUGCCCCGACGAUGUACGCCCUGAACAAUGGGGACUCGACGGCCCCGCCAGGGGCCAGCGAUCAGUUCAUAAGCCUUCCAUGUGAAACAUUCCUAGUGGCGUGCAAAACGGAGAACGACCUGAAUGCGGACUCCACGGAUGCAAUCUACGUGAAGCACUUCGCUCACAAAUCGCCACUGUAUUCAUCUGUGCACGUGCCUCUGAAAGAUACGGGAACGAAUGCAAGCGAGGUCGUGGAUGCUGUUGCUAAAGGAGGCAAAAUAAGUCUCAUGAAGUGGAAAGGAGCCAUCUUGGCAUCGGACGAGGAUGAAACUCCCAGCCAGGACGGUCUAACCGAUGGUACCCCGUCCUCGAUAACCACCGAGUCCGGAACACUAUCCAGCAGUGAUGGAACGACACUAACACGACACACUCCGGAGGCCGAAUCCAGUCUGUUGGCCACCAUCGGCUCUACCAGUACAACAACACCGACCACCGAGCGGGAACUAGAAUCCAACGGCUGCGGAACCGACGGUGAUGGAAAUAAGAUUUUCACCGUCGAACUCAACAAACGCUGGAACAGCCGACUCGGAUUCAGUCUGAAGCAGGACCCGCUCACUGGUCGAACGGUGAUCAGAGCUAUCUACAGUGAAAGUGUCGCCGCCAAAGAUGGUAGAUUGCGGGUCGGUGAUCAGGUCAUAAUGGUCAACGACGAAUCCGUCGAAGCGAUGACCACCGCUCAAAUCAUUGAUUUGCUACGAAUCAUUCGAGGGUCGAUCUGUCUUCGAUUGGUACGUCGACAGGAUCCAGCAGCCAUUCCCAGCCAUCCUCCCCUCGUUGAAGUUGAGGAACAAACUCAACCGGAGAAGGAGGAGGAGGAAGAGCAAAGUAAGCCCAGCGAGCCAGUCGAACAGGUCCCGGAAACGGAAACACCCGAUCAGUAAACUAAGUAAGUCAACCGCUAAUGUUUGUUCCCUUCUUCCUCACUACUUCUGUCGCAACACUCAGGAUAGCCUUUUGUUAUGUGAAUGAAUAACCUUCCAAUCAACCCUCGCCGUUAAUCGAACCUACAAUAAUAGUUGAUUCCAGUUUGAAGGUAAAAGUUAGGUACACAAUAGAAUUUAACUCACAUCCGAAUACAGUCGAUAGCUGUUAUAUGUUUGUGAAUGAAGCACACACACACACACACACGAUAGCGAAAUUUGUUGGGAAAUUCUCCCAUCCUCACUCAAAUAGUUAAGAGCCACUAAAACAACACAAGUUCUCCGACGGGAUAAAGAAAGAGAGUAGGGAUUACACACGUGAAACGAGUUGCAUUUGUUGUCUACCGAAAGUCUAGUAAAUUAUUAACUUAGUGAAUGAAUUUGGAAAAUAGUAAAUAAAUAGUUUAAAAGUUCAGACAGUUUCUGAAACUUUUUUUUACCAGAAAAUACCAAAAAGUAAGUUAAAAAGUAACAAAUAACUGUGAAAUUGAAUUUAAGCACCUGCGGAAACCGUUCCGAUUAAAUUGCCGGCAGCACUGCGUGGCAGUGCUGCGUUGGCUUGAAGAACAAAAUUUCCGAUUCGAGUUAGAGGGAAUUGUACGUAUCUGUCUGUCUGCAAGCCUGUGAAGAGUCUAUUACAAUACAAUACAUAUGAAAGGAUAUUAUUUAU
Molecule: messenger RNA, 5618 nt
Organism: Topomyia yanbarensis
Lineage: Eukaryota; Metazoa; Arthropoda; Insecta; Diptera; Culicidae
Exons: 15
Coding region: 575-4909 (1444 amino acids)
Molecular function (GO): protein binding
Source: RefSeq, a predicted model, not a curated record